Molecule: messenger RNA, 1041 nt
Organism: Vanderwaltozyma polyspora DSM 70294
Lineage: Eukaryota; Fungi; Ascomycota; Saccharomycetes; Saccharomycetales; Saccharomycetaceae
Gene: ATG36
Product: Atg36p
Exons: 1
Coding region: 1-1041 (346 amino acids)
Source: RefSeq, a predicted model, not a curated record
AUGUCAUUUAAUAAUUUUAUUACCUAUACUGCCCCUAAAUCUUUGGAUUAUAGUAAUAGUGCUAAUAAUGAUGUUAACUCAGUGGUUAACGUCUCUACAAAGGAUGAUUUGGACUAUCAUCGUGUGGAUUCAUUAGCUAAUAUCAGGGUUUUAAAUAACCCGCAGGUUUUCAAUAGUCUUGGGAAUAUACAUACUGUUACUGUCAAGAGUAAUAGUGGUGGUACCGAUAACGAUAACGAUUAUGAUUCGAAUCCAAUUUCAAGUAGUAAUCAAAAUUUAAGCACAAAUAGAUUCACAUUUGAGGAAGUUCAUUCUGAAGAAUUUGCAAUUUUAUCAACUUCGUUCUCAAGCUCAAGUGAAUCAAUAUUACCAAUAGAAAAUGUAAAUUUAAGUAUAAAUAUUCAGAGUAAUAAUAGCGCAAAUUCUUUACAUAUUACAAACUCCCAAAGGAUUGACGAUUGGAGUUUGAAAAAUGAAUUGACAAGUUUAUCUGACGACAAACUUGCAGAAUAUAAUAGUGAUACUUAUUCGAAUUCUAAUAGAAUUCAUGACGCAAUUUCAAAUUGGAAUACAAAUCCAGAUUUGAUAAUUUUGAAAAAUUUAUUAAAGGAUAGCUCCUCAGGCCAGUUCGAAAAUACAGCAAAUAUACAACAUCAUAAUCAUCAACAACAGCCCCAUCAUCGUUAUGGUUUAGAUAUUUUGCAUGCUUUGACUUAUAAUGAAUUACUAACGACAAAAAGAUUUAUUAGAGAAUUACUGCCAUUUUUAAAAAAUAGCCGUAGAGUUCAUAUUCCAGAAUCAUACCCAAAUAGAUAUGAUAAUAUUCCUUCAGUUUUCUCACAAGAAGAUAUUAUCUUAGCAUGCUCAUCAGAAUUAAACACUAGUUUCGAUUUAAAUGAUUUCGAGCCCCUAGUUGCAGAUUGGUCUGCUCAUAGCUUCGCUACAAUACAAUUGGAUCAAGAUGGUUCAUCAAACUCAGCAAAUGGAAGUUCUUGGGUUUAUUGGCCUUUACUACCUAGAAUGGGGGAAAAUGAAUUAUGA